Molecule: messenger RNA, 8505 nt
Organism: Rhopilema esculentum
Lineage: Eukaryota; Metazoa; Cnidaria; Scyphozoa; Rhizostomeae; Rhizostomatidae
Product: tRNA-queuosine alpha-mannosyltransferase
Molecular function (GO): glycosyltransferase activity
Source: RefSeq, a predicted model, not a curated record
CUUUUCUUUAGUCCUUCGAAAAAAUUAUUAUUAAGUUGCCACUGCCCUGCUCAUCACUUAACAAACUUACUGCUGCCUUAACCUUACAUUUCCUUACUUUACCUUCCCCUUCCUUACCUUACCUUUCCUUUCCCUACCUUCGUUUCUUUGUUAUCUUACCUUUCCUUACCUUUCCUUUCCUUUCCUUUCCUUUCCCUACCUUCGUUUCUUUGUUACCUUACUUUACCUUUCUUUACCAUACCUUUCUUUACCUAGCCUUACCUCACCUUACCUUACCUUCCUUACCUUACCUUACCUUACCUUACCUUACCUUAACUUUUCAAAAUUCUGUCACUUCUUUUUAUAUUCUGCUGAAUAUUUUUGCUUUCUGGGUUAACCUAGUUCAGAUUUCCCUACUUUAGGAAUUUGCUUUGCUAGAAUCUUUCAUUGAUCCCUUUCUUUGAUGUAAUAACAUUGACAACACUAUAAAACACUCAAAGCUUUUCAUUGACUAUCUGAUAUGAAGAAGUUAUAAAUCGUUUCCUGCCUUCCUGACGGUAGUCUUUUCUUUCUUUAUAUAAAGUCGGUACAAUGUCCAGCUUCAAUAGAGGUAUUUCACUCCGACUGAUUUAAAUUACCAUCGCACAAUAUAAAUCAAACAUAACCAAUGUUGCAUUUGUAUUUCUUGGAAAGGUCACACGUACAACUGAACGAUGAAAAUUCAGAAAGAAUUUUCUUCAAUAAUUGUAAAGAUAAGGAGCAUCUUAUUUCGUAGUCGGAUGAGUUCGAUAUUUUCCAACAUCUAUAUGACACGGUUUUAGAUCCAUAUAUUUUGCAAUGUUGCUCUGUGGUUUUAAAUUUGUUGAGAUCUUCAGAAGUCUUAUUAAUUAGUGUCAAAUCAGGAACGUGCAUGCCAUUUUAUUAAACAUUUAUCGAAAGAAGAAGCUACACUAUUGAUAGUAAAACACGUCUUCAGUAAAGCAAUUAAUGUGAGAGGGUACACAUUAAAGGGGAACAAUUCGAGUACACAUAAGUACUGCUGCCUUGGGAAUGACUUCAAUUUUUGAGUGCAAUAUUGUGCUUUUAUAUCUUGGUCACGAUGGUUCCAGAAAAAGAUGCAGAUACCUUUUACUGCCGAUUCUGUUUUUGUUGAAAAAUCCUCGGCCGGUGGUUGGUUAAGGCUUUUGAGGCUGUCUCGUCAGCCUUACCUCAUAGCAGUGCAUCUUCUCCAGAUAGGCCCACAGGAUCCCGAAGGAAAAUGACAUAACGGGUACAUGUCCUCUAACCAUUAAGAAAUUAGGCUUUUGAGUCAAAGGUAUUCCUCAUUAACGUUGAGUCCCGUUGAGCCCCCCUAGCUCUACACCCCUGGGUGAAUGAUAGAUACGUCCUUUAUUUGCCGACAGGUUUGAAUAUUCACCAACAAAGCAACCCUAGAUAGCAUAAAUUCCUCGUUUUUAAGAUUGAAUUUUGUUCACAAUUACAUUUUACAGUGCCUAAGCCUCGGCUUGUUCUUAAUUUUCUCUCCAAUUGUGACUAAAUUUUUAGGCUUGUGUCCUUAUAAAAUUGUUUAUAUAAAAGAGGAUAUGUGUUAUUAUGGCUCCUUGUCAUCUGGUUGCAAACGAGGCAGAAGAAGCGGGAACAUGAUAAUGGCCUAAAAGUUGCUAGUCCAUAGAGAUGGAAAAUGCUUCAAAAUGUGACAAAAAGAGCAUUCUGUUUCUUGAAGCAUUUCAUGGUGGAUCUCAUAAACAGUUAAUUGAUCUUCUUGAAAAUAAUUUUUGUGAUAAAUGUGAUGUUUUUUGCAUGAGCGACAAGAAAUGGCACUGGCGGAUGAGAACUGGCAGCUUGUAUUUCGCAAGAACUAUUCCUCGAGAACAUUCCUACAGGUAUUUAUUUACAAGUGCUAACUUCAACCUUGCAGAGCUGAUUGGACUGAGACCCGAUUUGCAAAAGCUUGAAAAGAUUUUGUACUUUCAUGAAAACCAGCUUGUGUAUCCAGUUCGAAAACAACAGAACAGAGACUUUCAAUAUGGUUACAAUCAAGUUUUGUCUUGCUUGGCUGCAGAUGUUAUUUAUUUCAACUCAGUAUUCAACAAGGAAUCAUUUUUAUCAUCCCUCAAAUCAUAUUUCAACUUGAUGCCUGACUACAAACCAGACGAAAAAUUAUUGCAAGAGAUACAACCAAAAUGCCAUGUGUUGCAUUUUCCAAUCAGUUUUCCAGAGAUCACUUUAGAGCCGGCCAAUGCAGAUAUGUCUGCAGACAAACCAUUGCAUAUUGUCUGGGCACAUAGAUGGGAACAUGACAAAAAUCCAGAUACUUUCUUUGAUAUUUUGUAUGCAUUAAAAGAUGAGGAGCUAGAUUUCCAAAUAUCUGUUAUGGGGCAAGGCUAUGCUGAUGUUCCAGAGGUAUUUGCAAAGGCAAGAGAAGACUUUAAGGAGAGGAUAGUCACUUGGGGUUACUUAGAGUCAAAAGAAGAAUUUUUGAAAACUCUGAGUCAUGCAGAUGUUGCUGUUUCGACAGCUCUGCACGAGUUCUUUGGAGUCUCAAUGCUAGAAGCUGUUUCUUGUGGCUGCUAUCCAUUGUGUCCAAAAAGAUUGGUUUAUCCAGAAAUAUUUCCUGAUGAAUACUUAUACAAUACAAAAAAUCAGUUGCUUAAAAGACUACGUCAGUUUUGCAAGAGACCUGAAACUCCACGCAGACACAAAGUCAAGGUCAACCUUGAAAAGUAUAGCUGGAACCACUUACGGCAGAGUUACGAGGAGCUUUUCAAAGACUGACAUCGUAACUGUAGUUCGAGGGGUAUGCAAGUUCGUAUCUAUUCGACCGUGUAUAGGACGGCUCUGAGUCACAGCACCUUAAUGUAAUCAUCAGGCAAAGACCUUUACGACAUUAAACACUAUAUGACAGAUCGAUAAAGCAAUGAAUUUUUUUUCUUCCUACAGUUAGUAUGUUUUGACCGUCAUUUGCAUUUUGCCCGUCAGGUCCAAAACGAUUAGUUCGAAUCAAAACACAGUUUUCGAAUAGCUAUGAUAGAAAGCAUUUUAAGAAUUGUUUAAGUCUCAAGUUUCGCUGUCAACUGGUCCAGAGUUUGAACUGGCACUUUAAAAGUGAUUUGAAAAAUUCAAUAUUCUAUAUCUAAAGAAGAAAUCCUCCUGUAUUUUUUUCUAGCGUUUCAUGAAUAUUUAGUUAACAGAGAAAAACAGAGUCCACUUAUCUGUUAGAAUCAUUUUUGGGAUUUAAAGAUCCAUCAAGGAGAACUUGUACAGUUUUGAAGAAAGAUGGGCGAGGGGAAUGCAAGUUUUUUCUAAUAUUUCAAUAGACUAGGUACUUUAACUGCCUCUCAGUUUUAUUUGAAAGCGUUCGUGAUACGAAAUCAUGCCGUCGUGAAACUGAUAUUCAAAGAAGAACUUUAAAGUUCAGAUGCCUGUCCCGAAACAUGUCUAGACGUCCCAAACAUAUUUUAUGCCUCUCGCCAUUUUUGGAAAAGUCUCCACCACGAGUGAUAAAAAUUCAAUAAUUUUCGAGUCACGCUUAGAUGUCCAGUGCUGAAUGAUUCACGACCUCGUUUAUGUGGAGAGCCUUCAUCCCAUUCGAUUGAGUUAGCCUCAAAUCCAAAACCAAAGGAAGCGCUGUGUACAUGUUUUUAUCCCAAUCUUGUUCAUAUUUUAUGUAGAUAUAACUAUCCAACCUGAUUGGAAUCCAAACAGCUCAGCAGUGGGAUCUCACAUCGGUGGGUCAGCCCACUCGUCGUAUCAACAGAGUCUAAGUUUCACAUGGCAAUUACUUUGUGAGCUUGAUCUCUUCUGAGCUGACCAUUUCACCGCAGUUGGACAUCCCACUUCAUACAUAUGAAACUAAAAUGUUGCUUUUCCAAAUUUCUUCUAGUUGGCUUACGUUUUAUUUGCUUCCUAACACGUAUAUUUUCUGCCUUUGUCAUGGAACUUUCCACCAGAAGGCACCCAUAAUCUUUCCCUGUCUUGAUUUGAGGUACAACCUGGUGCUAGCGAUUCUCUUUUCUCUGUCAUAUUUUUUUAUAUUUUGCCUUUGCUCAAAUCAUGUUUAUUGCCCAUUUUAAUCAUUUUUUGCUCGCUUGACUUAAAAUGUAUGAUAUAAAUAUGAAGUGAAAAAUAAAUCAAAAUACGAAGAAAUGACUACUUAGUUCUGCGGAAAAUCACUUAAAGAAUACUCUUGAUACAUCCUACCACACCAAAUGCUCGGCUAAUUUACGCCAUGCGUCCCACUAUCUCCCCUUUCAGGAGCUGUUGCAAAGGCCUUGUGUUUGGUCAUUAUAAAGUUGAUCAUUCGAAAACCAGACUAAACCUGUUCGUUGGAUAACUGUGUGCCGAACUGCAGCCCCAGUAAUUGGCUGUUUUGCUGUAAAUUGAAGUAAACGUGUAACGGAGGCAGUCCUUCACAGCAAGAAUAAACGUUUGCGUUGGUUCUUAGUAGGCGAUCGUUGUCUGCUAUAAAUCGGCUGAUGGCUUCGAAAAAGAAACAUAUGGUGGGAUCGCUUGUUGAGGGAAAUGCGUAGGCAAGCCAUUUUUAAUUGAUGAUCUGGAUUUUAAAAAGAUUUUUGAAAGCAUAGGACAGCCUAAAUAAAGUGCCAAAAAAUUUCGAAGGUUAUACUCUUUCCAUCAUGGUUAUAAAUUAAACAUUUCUUGAUAGAUGUAGCUAUCAGUAAGUAGAAAUGCUGAUACGGAUAUAGUAAUGUACUUCUGCCGAGGUUUUAUAUUUAUUUCGUUAUUUUAGUGUAUGUAUUAGUGUAUUAUUAAUGUUUAUACCAAUGCCUAGAGUAUAAAUACUACAAACGCCUACCAGAAGAGUAUUCGACGUAUCGUGACGUACCUUAACACUAACCCUAACUCUAACUCUACAGCCCUUGCGGUAUUCCUUAAGGCGGUAUAAUUCUACGAUGCUGUGGUAAAAUCUUGCUAAGCAAUUCUAUUGCAUUUUUGCAAAUUACUAGCAAUUCGGCGUAACUGCCUUACAACUUAACCGUGGUUAUCUUCUAUUCAGAAAGCAGUUCACUGUUUUAGGCAAAUUGAUUAAUUAGGUCUCACAAGUGUUUGAUAUGGGUCUACUUCUUUUAAUGAAUUUGCUGCAUUCUAAAGAUAUGCUUAUGACCAAACAACGAACGCAAAAACUGAGCUCUGAUAAAUUUGCGGGAGGGAAAUCGAAGAUUGUUUCACCUAUUGGGAUUCGAGAACAAAAACUUCGAUAAAUUUGGAAACUAUGCUGCAGUGUCUAAGGAUAUGGCAAAAUCUAUAGUUUUAAGUUAUCAACCAGGAUUGAAAAUGUUGUGACUUUUAUGUUACAUAGAUGCUUUAAAGGAAAAUGUCUUUUUGUUUAUACAUAAGUUGAGCCCCUGCAGGAAAAUGAACAGAUUUUGCAAACUUUGUUAAUGCUGCUAUUUGAUUCAGCAUGGGUCUUUGAGCACCAGGAUUUUUAGUAUUUUUAGUAUUAUAAGUCUCUUUUCCAAUGAUUAUCAAUUUACUAAUAAAAAAGUGCCAUGGGUUAUUUGAAUUGGGUUCUUCAUGGCAGAUGCUAAACUGGAUCCAGUCGGCACUAGCUUUACAAAAUUUGAGCUACAAGAAAUCAUAUCAACCUAAUUCAUUAAGAACACGCAAAAAGCCAACUUUUUGUCAUUGUCAAUACAAUUUCAGUUGGAAAUGGCGAAGGUCAGAAGUGAUUUGAGCUGAGGAUUUCAAUACUCGUGUCACGAGCCAAGUGUUUAAAUUGCUUUAACACAUAUCCAGGUUUUUUGUAAUAAAAACCUCAAGCACGUAUUUGAUGUUAAUUUUGCUGCAAAAAUGAGUUUUCAAGGGCCUUGAAAAUAGAUAUUUUUUAAAAUUGUAUCUCUUAUCAAUAAUUUAUAAGCUGCAAAAGUCUUUCUUUUACGAGUGGAUAGUCUCCUAAAUCUUGUCUUUAAGUUCUGCAUCGUACUUUUUGUAAAUUUGAGUUAAUUCUUUAACAUUAUGCUUUUUCGCUUCCCUCGAUUUGUCAACUUCCGUUAAUUGGAGCAUUUGCUUCUAUCGUCGUACCACAGAAUACGAAUUAUGUGGUCACAACUUGGUACUUCGAUUGCAAAAAAGCCAGAAUGCCAGUAUCUGAGGUAUUUCGGUUACUACUCUGUGACUGAUAUCUAUUUAGUCAGAAACUACAAGGAUAUUCAUAAUUUGGCUUACAGUUAUGCAAUCUAUUAUUUAGACACCGCUGUUGGAUUUUUUUCAGAACUUCGAAUCAGCUGUUGGAUAUCAUUCCAAUUAGCACAUUUUGUUCAAAUUUUGUACACAAGACAUGUUGCUAAACAUGAGGUAUUUAGUUGAAUUGAUGUUAAUGGUUAAUUGUAUCAUUAAGGCUAUACUCGCAUUGCUCCGUAUUCAUUUUUAUCCGUUUUCCUAUCGAUCCGUUUUAUCUGUUCACACUGAUCCGGAUACAUUUGAAAACGGUAUGAAAACGAUGAAGCGUUCACAUUGCUCCGCUCUGGAUAAAAAGGAAAACGCCGCGAACUGGUUUACAGACCUCGCGACUGCUAAUAAACUUUUCAAACAGCUCACUGCCACUAAUAUUCCUCCGAGUAGUAUACUAACUUCGAGUGAAUCAGCCAUGUUAAGAAAAGUUGUUCAAAUUGGCGCGGUCUAAGAAUAUUGCUGUAUUGUUGUUGUUGUUAGCGUUUUCAAAAGUAUCCGUUUUCGGUGUUCACACUGCGUAUUGCGUUUUCAAAAGUAUCCGUUUUCAAGGUGGAGCAGUGUGAACGCAAGGCACAAAAGGAUACUUUUUUAUCCGUUUUCAUAUGAAUACGGAGCAGUGUGAACGGGGUCUAAGAUAGAAGUUGACCUGGUUGCGGUUGACACUUAGGUCGUUGCCUCUACAACUGGCCUAUUCUAAAGUUCCAUUUUAUGUUUUGCGGAAUUGGUGAAAGUGAUUGGAUGAGAAAAAGUAUGUUCCAGUUCAAUGGACUUUCUAUGUGGCCUCGAUUUUGUUAGCCCAUUAUGCAUUGUGUUACCACUGAUCCCAAGAACGAAUGAAUCGAGCUAAAAGUCAGCACGUUGUUUCCAGCUUCUAUCGUUCAUGUUGGGAUCUCCUUCUGCUUGGAGCGUGCUGCUAGAGGGCAAAUGCCACGAAUAGCAAAAUGGAAGAGUUCAACGAAAUGAACUUAAGUUUUGUGGAAUUGAACUUUGUCUUGAAAAAAGAAUAUAUUUUUUUCGGAAGUUUUCACAGCCAAGAUUAUUAAACAACGUCUCCCAAAUCUUUAGUUGAACUAUAUUUUGUUGUUACUUGAAAAUAUUGUUGCCUACCAAAAAAUUGGGACGAGGAAUGGUCCUUCGUACCCCCUCCUCCCCAGUUGCACGGACCGUGGGCUCUGCGAACGGCCAGGGUCGUAUGAAACAAAGAAAACUUAAUUGACAUCUAAUAGAGAGUGCGGGACUAAAAUCAGUUCAAUCCAAGCUUUAUCAAAAGUAAAUUGCUUGUUUUCUACCUAAGCAAGGUAAUCAUAAACGUCAAUUUCUUCGUCAUCAUUACGGAGAGUGCUGGCGGAUUAUACAAGGAAAUGUUUAUCAUAAUGAAUUUCAGAAAAUAAACAUAAACACAUCACAGGUUGACGCCUGAAAAUAAACACACAGCUAUUGAAAUAUGAAUGUCAAGUCUACUCGAAUACAUCUCUCGUGGCCCUACCUUAUCAAUGAACAUGGAAGCGUGUAUUUGAAAGAUAGGGGUGCACUCAUUUUUCAUUAGAAGAAGCACUCAUUAAAUUUUAAUACUGUUUUAGUGUCCCUCAUUGGAAGGAGAACUGAUGGUAUUCGGAUUUGCACGAUUCAUCGAACCGGUCAACAAUGUUUACAAGAAUAUUUUCUAGAUAGAGAAUUAGGCUUAAGAGGGGUAAAACAUGCGUGGAAAUUUUCUUUUGACUCGAGAAUUAUCGUGCUUGGUUCCUUCAUUAGCAUUAGCUGAUGAAGCUGCCUCGAACUCGGGUUUCUUUUAUUUUGCACCAAAAAACGUAACAUGGUGAAACAUUUUUUGCCCGCGGGCUGCUAUGAUUCGAAUCUCGCGGAUCGUGUGGUCUCAAUUUUCGAUACUCGCCGCAGGCUUCCUUGUGUUAUGCUAAGAAAAUAAGAUGCUCCGUUAUUAAUUUCUCUAGAUCAGAAUGCCACACCCUUUUUCGUUCACUGAAGCCUAUUGAUUUCUUGAAUAAAGUCAAACUAUUUCGAAUGAUCCACAGAAUGGCAAUUGUAGCAGCAUUUUUCAUUUGGUGAUUGGCGUCUUCCCUCCAUUCUUGAUCGCCGCGACCGCUGCACAGAAACCUGACAGAAACUCUAAAGAAAGACUGUUUUGUAUAGAAAAUUCACCUAAUGAUAUUGAAUAGAAACAUUGCAACUGUGAAUGCCUAUAUUUGGGUAGAUCUCGCUUCUGUUUGCGGUUUCCUGCUUGUUCAUGAACCACGCUACUUUUACUGGUAUCACACACGAUAUGAGAUUUUGAUCAUUAUCUUUUGUUGCCCGGAUACUUCAUUUUAUCCAAUAUAAAAU